AGCAUCUAAACAAAAUGCAAAGAGUAAGUUUGAAGCGAAUGCGUUCUGAGGAGUCCUCACCAUACGUCCUACAGACAAAAAUGCAUGUUAACGAGAAGAUUGUGGAUUCCCAUGACAGCAACAAAAUGAAACAGAUCUAUGCCAAAACCACUAAGAUGUUAUUCCAAGCUGCUCGCUCGGUCAGCAACAACAACAUUCUUCCGGACCGCAACAAGAAGACACCACUCGAUCGUUUGGUGGUUCUUUCUGGAAAUGGACAAAUAGAACCAGCUAAGCACGCCGAUGAACAAGACGACGAGUUUCUAUGGGUUCGUCGUAAGGCCAAGUGUUGUAAUAGGGAAACUUAUGUCCAGGACAAAUGCGUCAACUGCCAAAAUGACUUGUGUGAAGAAUGCGGUUAUUCGUGCGUCGAGUGUGGCAAGUUUGUGUGCAACUCUUGCAUUAUGUUGUUGUAA
Messenger RNA from Musca vetustissima, 455 nucleotides. RefSeq lists its product as uncharacterized. The transcript has 2 exons. Gene Ontology annotation, biological process: extrinsic apoptotic signaling pathway. The coding region runs from base 15 to 455 and encodes 146 amino acids. Lineage: Eukaryota; Metazoa; Arthropoda; Insecta; Diptera; Muscidae. The record is from RefSeq and is a predicted model, not a curated record. Gene Ontology annotation, molecular function: CD27 receptor binding.